Molecule: messenger RNA, 2428 nt
Organism: Sciurus carolinensis (gray squirrel)
Lineage: Eukaryota; Metazoa; Chordata; Mammalia; Rodentia; Sciuridae
Gene: Spire2
Product: spire type actin nucleation factor 2
Exons: 15
Coding region: 97-2259 (720 amino acids)
Biological process (GO): establishment of meiotic spindle localization; cleavage furrow formation; intracellular transport
Cellular component (GO): cell cortex; cytoplasmic vesicle membrane
Molecular function (GO): actin binding
Source: RefSeq, a predicted model, not a curated record
CACGCGGGCGGCGCGGACCCGCCCCGCGCUCGGCGGUGCCCGGGCCCGGCUGUUAUGGAAACCCGGCGCGCGCGCGGGCGGCGAUGAUGGGCGGCCAUGGCCCGGGCUGGCGGCUGCGGCGGCGCGGCGGCCCCGGAGCGCGCGGGGCUGGCGGCGCGGUCGGAGCCCUGGGAGCUGUCCCUGGAGGAGGUGCUGAAGGUGUACGAGCAGCCCAUCAACGAGGAGCAGGCCUGGGCCGUGUGCUUCCAGGCCUGCCGCGGGCUGCGGGGCGCGCCCUGCGGCCGAGGCCGCAUCCGCGACACGGCGGACAUCCUGCUGCACAGGGACGGCUCGGUCGGCGCGCGGCAGGAGCCGGAGCCCACAACUGUGAUGAUGUCUCUGGCCAGCUCAGAAGCUCAGAUGGUGCAGUCGCUGGGCUUUGCCAUCUACCGCGCGCUGGACUGGGGACUGGACGAGAGCGAGGAGCGCGAGCUCAGCCCACAGCUGGAGCGGCUCAUCGACCUCAUGGCCAACAGCGACUGCGAGGACAGCGGCUGCGGGGUGGCGGACGAGGGCUAUGGGGGUCCGGAGGAGGAGGAGGAGGCGGCAGACGGCGGCCCCCGCGCCCUGCGCACCUUCUCCCAGGCCAUGCGGCUCUGCGCCGCGCGCCUGACCGAUCCGCGGGGCGCGCAGGCCCACUACCAAGCCGUGUGCCGCGCGCUCUUUGUGGAGACGCUGGAGCUGCAGGCCUUCCUGGCCCGGGUCCGGGAGGCUAAGGAGAUGCUGCAGAAACUGGGGGAGGAUGAACCACAGGUGAAGCCACUGGCUGAGCUGGACAACCUGGGACACACAGACUGGGCCCGGCUGUGGGUCCAGCUCAUGCGGGAGCUGCGCCACGGGGUGAAGCUCAAGAAGGUGCAGGAGCAAGAGUUCAACCCCCUACCCACUGAGUUCCAGCUCACCCCCUUUGAGAUGCUGAUGCAGGAUAUUCGAGCCAGGAACUACAAGCUGCGCAAGGUCAUGGUCGAUGGGGACAUCCCUCCGCGGGUGAAGAAGGAUGCACAUGAGCUCAUCCUGGACUUCAUCCGCUCCCGGCCUCCACUGAAACAGGUCUCAGAGAGAAGGCUUCGCCCAUUGCCACAGAAGCAGAGGACCCUGCAUGAGAAGAUCCUGGAGGAAAUCAAGCAGGAGCGGAGACUGCGCCCAGUGGGAGACCAGCGCUUGGGCACCCGUGGGUUCGGCUCUCUGCCUUGCAUCCUCAGUGCCUGUUCUGGGGAUGUCAAGUCCACUUCCUGCAUCAACCUGUCUGUCCCGGAUGCGGGGAGCAGCGUGCAGCGCCCGCGGCCCCGAGUCCUGCUCAAGGCACCCACCCUAGCCGAAAUGGAGGAGAUGACCACAUCUGAGGAAGAAGAGUCUCCCUGUGGGGAGGCGGCGCUGAAACGAGAUCGCUCUUUUUCGGAGCACGACCUGGCCCAACUCCGGAAUGAAAUGGCUUCUGGUCUGCAGCCGGCCACGCAGCCCCCAGGAGGGAUGGAGCUACCCCGGCCCCGAGCAGGCAGUGUGCACACCUGGAGGCCCAGCACCCGAGAGCAGGGUUCCUGUCCUGUGAGUGUCUACUGCCCGCCUGAGCCCAGCUCCCCACAACUCAGCAAACUGAGCUCGGCGGACAGACUUGAGGCUUCUGCAGCAGACAGUAGGCACCUGUGGUUGGAGUUCAGCCACCCUGUGGAAAGCCUGGCUCUGACGGUGGAGGAGGUGGUGGAUGUGCGUCGUGUGCUGGUGAAGGCGGAGAUGGAGAAGUUCGCCCAGGACAAGGAGCUCUGCAGCAGCCUCAAGAGGGGCAAGAUCUGCUGCUGCUGCCGAGCCAAGUUCCCGCUGUUCUCCUGGCCGCCUACCUGUCUCUUCUGCAAGAGAGCCGUCUGCACUUCCUGUAGCAUGAAGAUGAAGAUGCCAUCUAAGAAGUGUGCACACAUCCCUGUCUACACCCUGGGCUUUGAGAGUCCUCCGAGGGCACAGGCUGCCAAAACCACGACAGCGCCCAGAAGAGACGUCUUCCAACCCCUGCAGGGGCCCCAGUGGCGAAGUGUGGAGGAGGAGUUCCCCCACAUCUAUGCCCACGGCUGCACCCUGAAGGACGUCUGCAGUGACUGCACCAGCUUCGUGGCCGAUGUUGUGCGUUCCAGCCGCAAGAGCGUGGAUGUGCUCAAUGCCACGCCUCGCCGCAGCCGCCAGACGCAGUCCCUCUACAUCCCCAACAAUAGGACUCUUGACUUCCAGUGACGACCCAGGGUGGCCAGGCCUCCAGGGAGGGACCAGGCUCCGGCCUGCAGCAGGCGGAGGCUCUGCUCCCAGUGCUGGGCACGGCCCCAUCUGCUCCUGAGCUGUGCAUGUACAUAUACACAUACGUAGAUGCCUUUACAUAAUAAAUGCACAAGCCUCUAUAUUUAUA